Messenger RNA from Hydractinia symbiolongicarpus, 5848 nucleotides. Its product is annotated as ubiquinone biosynthesis O-methyltransferase, mitochondrial-like. Lineage: Eukaryota; Metazoa; Cnidaria; Hydrozoa; Anthoathecata; Hydractiniidae. The coding region runs from base 3058 to 3954 and encodes 298 amino acids. The record is from RefSeq and is a predicted model, not a curated record. Gene Ontology annotation, biological process: ubiquinone biosynthetic process. The transcript has 6 exons. Gene Ontology annotation, molecular function: 2-methoxy-6-polyprenyl-1,4-benzoquinol methyltransferase activity.
AAAUCAAGAUAUAAAAUAUCAAACAUAACUGGAGCACGUCUGCACGUCUCAGCGCCAUCAUAACUUUUUGAUCAUCUCUCGAUUCGGAUCAACUCUCGGAUCUAAAUGAGGUGUUGUAUUUAAUUGUUUUACUAAAAUUCUGUAGAAGAGCGUAUUUCUCUGUAAUAGAGCGUAGUAGCCUGUAGUAGAGCGUAGUAGUAGAGGGUUUUUCGCUGUUGUAGAGUGUAGUAGUAGAGUGUAGUAGAAGUGUAGUAGAACGUAGUAAAGCGUAUUUCUCUGUAGUAGAGCGUAUUUCUCUGUAAUAGAGUGUAGUAGGCUGUAUGGAUUAUUGCUUUUUGUUGUAUUCUGGGAUUUCGAAGUCACUUUUAUCAUUUAUAUCACUUAGUACAAACUGACGAUGAAUGACUAGGAGCUAUGUGGGUUCCGUAUUGAUAGUGUUCUCUUUACCUUAUGAACAUUUUUGGUUAAGGUACAAUAGCCAUUUUCAUCGUUUCAAAUGCAGUUACUGUAAAAUGGGGUGCUGUAGCCUGAUAAUAUAUAGAUAAAUAUGUCACAUAGUUUGUCACAUAUAUACACAACGUUGAAAAAGCUUCAUUUAUUUUUCUAUGAAGUCUGUUGUAUUAUUUUAGCGAGUGCCAAAACCGUUGAGCAAUUCAUGAAUAUUGUAUACAUUACAAAUAUUUUUGAAAUAUUUAAUGAUGGAAUUUCCUUGUAAAAAUACAACAGGUGGCCAAAUAACAUAAGAUAAUAUGCACAUUCACAUUCAGCAUAAACAAUGCUAAAAAAUGAUAUUAAAUAUGAAGAAUUUUUUUUACUUUACCACCUGUCAAACAAUUGACUGUAUAUCAACAAGUGGCAAUUUCAUGAAAUUUUUUUUGGAAAUAUCAUCCUUAAAAAUUUUAGGAAAAGUAAUGAAGUUUCGUGGAAUAACCAUUAGAGGUAAAACUCACUUUUUUUGGAUAAAUACAUUAAUUUCCGUGAGACCCAUAGCAACCUCGUCCCCAGGCUUUUUCUUUUUGACAUCAAGGCAGGCGGCGAAAUUAAAUAUUGUUUAGCCGUCAAGUAAGCCUGGCGGGUUUGGCAUAGUCAACAAACCCUGGGGACGAGGACGGUCUAGCGUUUUGAUGUAAUAUGACCAAUGACCUCAUUUCUGUACGCAGCGCUAAUUUCAAAUUGGAGAUGUGGGUAGAGGCACGGAGGGAAACUUUGAAAAUUAGAAAAACAACAUUACACCUUGGAGGUUUUAUUCAUCAACUUUCAACUUGAAAUUCGUAAAUAGUAUGACUUGAUCUCUUAACUAAAUACGUGAUAUAAGCAUUUCCUUUUUUUUCCUUAAGGUUUUCUGCUCUAGGGCUGUGCCAAAGCAACAUUUACAGUCAACAGUGGCAGUUUAACAGUCAGGGAAAUCCUCUUAGUUAAGCUGUAUAGUUUAAUUUGGAGAUCCCCUAAAUAAGCUAUAUCAUGUAGCUUAGUUAGGUGACAUACAUCUAAAUUAGGAGGUAGAACGUUUUUCCCUGAUUUCUCGAAAAAUGUUAAUUUUAGCAGAAUCACCGCUGCAGCUCUGAUGAUGAAUCAUCAGUUUGACCACUAUAUUAGACCCGUUUUUAGUUUUAGUUUAAGUUUAGCCCUAUAUUAUAAAAGAAGAAUGGUAUUUCCAGCACCCCGGGUUCAAAAGAUAUGGACUAUAAACAAUGGUUCAUUGUUAGAGCGAUAGUCUGUAAGCUGUACUGCAUCCUAGUUAGGAGGUCACGUCACACAUGAUACAUCCUAUUUAAGCGAAUAUUUUUGAAACUUCAAAUUUGGCAGGCCCUCAUGGUGCUACAAAAAAACUAAUGUAUUGGAUUUAUUCAGAUAGAUGAUUAAAGUUUUGUACAUCUUAACUAAGCUGUAAAACGCCUAAUUAGACUGUAUCAUACAUCCUAAUUAAGCUGACAUCCAAAUUAAGCUCUAUAGCUUAAUUAAAAGGACUUCCCUGACUGUUUAAAAAUUGAACAGCUGUGAGAUUUAUCUGAUCUAAACUUUGCUUUUGUUGUUUUCAUAAAGGAGUUAGAUGGUUUACGCAUUUUUAUGCAUAAAAUUAAAAAAGGUUGGUUUAUUGUACUAUGCUCUACAUUUAUUACAUGUAUUUCAGUACGUUUUGUUUUUUAAAAUGUUUUAUCAUCCAGGACAAUGUAAGCCUCUAUUUUAGUUCAUCAUCAUCAUCAUUCUCAGCUUAAUGUCCUUUUUCCAUGCUAGCAUGGGUUGGACAGGGUAUGUUAAUGACCCUCCUCCAAUCUGAUCUAGACUGUGUUAGAUCUAAACUCAACUUCCUCUGUAUCAAGUCUGUCCUUAUAACCUGCCAAGUCUUUCUCGGUCUGCCUCUGGGCUUUGCCCCAGGAACUAUCAAGUCUCUACACUUUCUUAUACCCAAUUAUCCCCCUCCAUUCUUUCCAAGUGCCCCAGCCAAUUCAAUCUUCUUAUCUGGAUAACAUCUUGAAUUCUACGGAUAAUUAGCCUGCUUCUUUGCUCAUCUGAACUCUUUCUAUCUCUCAGACUGGCGUUACACAUCCACCUAACCAUUCUCAUAUCAAUCCUUUCUAAACGGUCAAGAUCUUCCUGCUUCACUGCCCAUGUCUCACUACCAUACAACAUAACACUUCUUACACAGGCCUCAUACAACAUACCUUUUAACUCAAUUGUCAAGACUCUGCUAGUCAACAAAGGAAGUAACUCUGAACUUUUUCCAAGCAGAACCUAUCCUGCAAGUAACACUUCUUCCAACACACCCUUCACUGCCCAACAUAUCACCUAAGUAAGAGAAGUUCUCAACUAUCUUUAACAAGCCACUAUUGUACAUCAUUGAAGCUGGAAAUACUUCAUUCUCUAUAAUCUCACCCUUGCAACGCUUGCAUACAAACUGAAUGUCAACUCUGCAACUGCACUUCUUAUGUACCCAAUGCUUGCAAGUCUGACAAAAAUUGAGUUACAACCAACCCCUCUCCUGCAAACUCCACAAGACCACUUUCCAACUACAAAGUCACAUUUGCUACAUGUUAUUGUAUCUAGGACAUCAUAACAAUGAUUUCAGUUAAAAUGAGUACAAAGACAAUCCAGAUGAUAGGAUGUAAAACAACUUGGGCAAAGACUUUGCAGUUCAGAUGUUUUUCCAGUAAAUUGACAAAAGAGAUGCUUACUGUCAAACCAGAAAAUGUUGUAGACUGCAAGGAAUAUAAAGAUGGAUCAUCUGUGUCUUCAAAAGAAAUGCAUCAGUUUCAAAAGCUUGUAACUGAGUGGUGGAGGCCUGGUGGAGAGUAUGAUGCUUUGCGAUCUUUAAAUAAGCUACGAGUUCCAUUGAUUAAAAAGCUGCUUCUGUCAAACGCUAAAGAAAGACAGUGCCAACCUUUGUCUGGUUAUCAGGUUUUAGAUGUUGGCUGUGGUGGAGGCAUUUUAGCAGAGCCUAUUGCUCGGUUGGGUGCAAAUGUUUUGGGAAUUGAUCCAUUACAAGACAGUAUUGAUGAAGCUAAGCAUCAUUCUUUGAAAGACCCUGAUUUAGCAACGCUAAGUUAUGAAUGUUCGACCAUUGAAGAGCUUGCUGAGAAGCAAAGUAACUGUUUUGAUAUUGUGCUUGCAUCAGAAGUUUUAGAACAUGUGGACAGUCCUGAUGUGUUUAUACACAACUGUUGUGAACUGAUCAAGCCUGGUGGCCAUUUGUUUGUCACAACAAUUAAUCGUACCCUGCUUUCAACUAUAUUUGUCAAGUAUGCUGCUGAGUAUUUGCUACGCAUUGUUCCACAAAAUACUCACGAUGAAAAUAAAUUUAUUACCACGGAUGAACUCACAGACAUGCUCAGAAGAAGUAACAUGAACAGUUUGGUUUAUCGAGGCAUGUUUAUGAAUCCACUUACUUUGUCAUGGUCUUGGACUGAUGUGAACUUACUAAAUUAUGCCUGUCAUGCAAAAAAGCCACUGGCUUGAAAAGAGUUUGGUGAAAGAAUAUAGAGUGAGUGAACGCUUAUCAUUCAUGCUUUUACUGUCAAUUUUGAUUCAUUUACAAUGUAAAUCUACUCAAUCGAUGCUUUUUCACUCAUAUUCACAUGCUAUCUGCACGUUGAUUUUCAUUCAAAAGAAUUCAAUAAAUCUAAACGUUAUAGUAGCGGUAUUUUCUGCAUUUCUGAAUUUUUAAUGCACAUAGUAAAAUGUGUUCAGUUUUUGUACUUCAGUAAAAGAAUGCAAAUGGGCAAGUUUUUUUUCUUUUUUAGUGUUUUUUUUUUUAACUAUUUGUAAGAAAGUGAAAUCUGUUGUUAGAAUAUAAAAAUUAGAGUGCUCUCUUCAUAUUUUUGUUUAAACCGAUAUAUCUGAUUUUUUUCUUUUUUUUUCCUCUUUCGUGAUCUUCCAAUUUUUAUAACUGCAAUGUUUGUGCUGUCGUCGUGUAAACGACCCUGUAGCUGUAAAAAUGUUUUUCUGUAACAAUAAACACAGUUUGUGUUACCCUCAUUUUGUUAAGUGUUUCCGUACGAAGUCUGGACAACCUUCUACUAUACAAGUCCCCCCCCCCCCCCCUCUCCAUUUUCAUUUAUCAAUUCAAUUAAGUUCAAUUAUCCAAUCAGUUUUUUAAUAACUUUAACAUUUUCUUUUAAAAACACGAUGACAGAUAACACAGGAAUCCACUUAAAUCUUCAGCCAAUGAGGUAAUUUAGUGGAUGGGAGCAUGUCGAGGCGCAAUUCUCUGAACACAGUUUAAUUUAGCCUGGGCGAGACGAAGCGCUCUCUAUUCACUAAUUUUCGAGUUCUGUCAUGAAAUAAAUCGACAUUCAAUAAUUGUUUAAGAAUUAAACCCCGUUUAUAAAUAAUCGCGACGUGCUAAUUUUAUUACUAUAACGAAAUUUAAUAAACAAAAAUAAAGUAUAGUAAAAUACGAAACGUUUUUCAUUGCCAAAUUUUUGUUGACCAUCUUAGGGUGAGUUUUGAUGUAAGCACAAAGUACUUGAGAUUUUUUUGAUAAACAAAAAACUUGUAACAAACGCAAGGCUCUAAUUUUAAAAAAAUUUAAAUUGAAGUGAUGUUUACUAUUAUUGUGAUGGGCAACAGCCUAAGAGAUAUCGCCUCCUUGCUGAAAAAAGCAACGGAAGAGAGCCCAUGCAUAUUGUUGCUUAUUUUUAUUCCACAUGCGCUCCUUAUUAGGGAAAACUAUAUGUUUUCGAGUUUUACUACCUUUUUUUUAAUGCUGCAAUGAAUGAAAAAUGAUUUGGUUUGUUGUUAACACAUCAAAUGCACCACCUUGCUCUCUAUUGGAAAAAAAAUUUUAAUUUUGUUUUUACUCUGUAAUUUAUUCCUAAUGUUCUCCUUCUGUGAAAAACACGUCACCUAAAUGUGUCAUUUUGUUAAGAAAGAAAAUUAUGUGCGAAAUUACUAACAGAGGGUAAACAUUUCGAUGAAUGCAGGCUAAGUAGAAGGAGCGGCUUAAGAAGGUAGUGAAAACGUUUUUAAGGUCGGCAUUUUCUUUGGCAUCUUUUGUUCACACGAUGCUGUAGCAGUCGAAGUGGAAUGUUUUAACUUUAGUAUCGCGAUGAAGUCGUUCUGUUUCGGCUUCGGAAUAGUUUCGUCUAAACUUUCAUCCUAUCCGGAACGAAACUCGUUUGGUCUCUAUUCGGAACUUGUGAACAUGGUUUAACUCUCAAGAUCGGAACUUAAUUGGGUUUAAAAUAUGUUUUUUUCGCCUAAACUAUUCCUCAGGGAUUAUUUUCACAAUUGCUGCUAAUGUGUAAUUUUCUUUAUUUUUUGUGCAAUUUUUUUUGUGCAAUUUUUUUAUGUAUGUAAUAGCUCUGACUCCCACGAGCGUCAUUAUCGAAUCUGUGAGCGUUUCUUGUUU